This is a messenger RNA of Apis florea (little honeybee), 3718 nucleotides long. RefSeq lists its product as uncharacterized. Gene Ontology annotation, biological process: epidermal growth factor receptor signaling pathway. The record is from RefSeq and is a predicted model, not a curated record. NCBI's taxonomy places the organism in Eukaryota, Metazoa, Arthropoda, Insecta, Hymenoptera, Apidae. Gene Ontology annotation, molecular function: epidermal growth factor receptor binding; receptor ligand activity.
GUAAUUAUUGCCCAUGAAAAUUAUUUUUUAUAUCAGCAUAUAAAAUUCAAAUUAUAGUCUAUUAAGUCUAAAAUUCAAAUUAUCUAGUCUAUAAUUGAAGGGAAAUUAGGGCAAGACGAGCUAAAACAUGUGCGUGAGAAGUAACUUUGUAUUAAUAGGAGAGAAUAUUUGCAUGGUACUACAAUAAUGUAAAUGCGUUCAUACGACUGAUACACAAUUUAACUACCGUUACGGGACACUGUGGAGAGAAGUGGUGUCAAUCGAACGGAGAAGUACGGAAACGAGAAAAAGAGAAGAAACGGCGAAAGAAAACACGCGCGAGAACGCAUGCAUUAGAAACGAAAUGCACGCGUCAAAACGUAUUACAAUUUCACGCACGAAAAGUUACACGAAAAAGCGUUCGUGGAACGCGAGCCAGUACAACGGAUUACACCCUGUACGGAGAAUGAUAAGUUGCGAUGGAAUUGUGGACAAUUUUGUCGGAACAAGCUAACAUGGAUGAACGAAUUAUUUUACAAACUUCUGUUUCCGUGGACGAGUAGGUGUGACGAGAAUUUGGAAGAAAGUUAAACCGUGAAGAUAUCACGCGGUGAGGAAAGAAAGAAGGAAAGAAUAGAAUUUUAUUCAAGAAGCGCUCUAAUGCGGGAAGUACAGGCUCGGUGAUUUCCGGAUGCAAUCGGUUGUUUCCGGCACGGCCGCCCUCCCGAACUAAAACCAUUCAUUCGAUGGAGAGCGAGAGGCGAAGGAUUGAACGGAGAACGGGAUAGGAAGGUGGUAGGUGGAAACGAGAGUUCCCGAGGAAGAAGGAUGGAGAAAGUGAGUGAGCGAGUGAAUGAGAGACGAGCAGAGCGAAGAGUAAGAGGAAAGGAGAAGGAAAGCGGCGUGGCAGGGUAGAGAGGCAAAGAGAAUACAUGAGAGAGGUAGGCUCGGCCGAUUCGAGAAGGCUGGCAGGCUGCUGGUAGGCAAGAGUAAGAAAGCGAGGGAGCAUACUGGCUGGCAGAGGCAGACUGGCCGGCCGUGCGCUGUAGUUAACAGAACUGCUAGCAAAUCGGCAGCAGAUGUGGCCAGUUAGCUCUGUGCUGUGUUCUCGUUCGGAUCUCGGUGUUUCGUAUAUUUCGAUGCAUUGACUGAAUCCGCAGUCGAUAGUAGCGACAUUAGCUAUCAAUUGUCGAACGUGAUCCUCGUCGUCGCGACACAUAUCGAAAUUGAAAGAACGAUGCGAGAGUGAAUAGCGGAGAAAAGCUAACAGAAUCGAUGACAAGUCGUGGCAAAGUGAAAACAACUUAGUUUUGCGAGCAUAAUAUCGACGUAUAGGAUAGAGCAAGACGAAAUAGGAUAGGAUAGGAUAAACGACAAGGGGAACAAUUACAAUCUAUCGAGAAGAGAAUCACAACGUAGAGAGAAGAGGAGAGAACAAAUCGAAUGGAACAGUCGGUCGCGCGCCAGCACCAAGAACGCAGUGACCGUCGUACCUGUCCGUCGGUGGCCGAAGACUUGUCCGAUCGAGACUCGGGAGUGAUGUGGCAACAUUGCUGGUGGCUCGCGAGUGGAGGAGUCAGUCGUUGCUCGGCUGUUCUAUCGUAGUCUGUGUCUGACAGUGCAGUGUCGUUGCCAAUAGAACCGCGAGGGCCCGUCAGGGCCCACGAACAACGCGAACGAGCACCGCGAUAAACACCGCGGUCAAGAUGACAUAUUUAAGAAAAAUAAGAACGAAUAACAUCACAAGUAUCGAAGGGACAAUCGUACAAACACGUCGUUCAUUGCUACGAUAGCGUAUGUUCACGUUGUUUAUUACCAUCAUAAAAUAGCUCAAGAGAAGAGAGAGUUUUCAUGACUUGCGAGAGAGUAACAGUGUUUCGAAGCGUACAAUCGCUGUGUGACGCGCGUAUUCGUUGUAUAUACACAUCCGUUUCGAGUCGCUACAAGCGGAUUUUCUUCGAACCUUUGUAGAAGUUCCUAAAGUGCGUGCGUACGGUUCUACGCGGCUGCUACUCGAAUGUCGAGAAACGAAUGAGUGCGUGAAUCGUGACAACAUCGUGUCGAAGUGUACAGAGAAUACUCAGAGAGAGAGUGAGAGAGAAUCCGUCUCUCUUUCUCUCGCAUCCCGUAGAGGCCGUAGUCGGACUUUACGCCGUCGUACGCGCUUCUCCCCUCCCCCUUAAUAGACUGCUUCUUUCUCCCUCUCUCUCGCUGAAGGCCAAUUUAUCUAUCCCGUCGGCCGUACGUCUGUCUUAGUCUAUACCAUUCCUGUCUGUGCGCUGGCAGAGUUUUCACUGGCGCGACACGGCACGGCACGCGCGCACGGUACGACACGUAAACGAAACCGGCUGUCCAGGCGAAUCGGGAGUGUCAAAGAUCCGAAAAAUCACGGGCAUGGGAACAGUGUGUGCCAUGGACUGAAAAAUAGUGCGGGACCCGUUGUCUCGUGCUUACCGCCGUCCAAAGAAGAUCUUGCAUUUCAUCCGGUGCGUGCCUGUGUGUUCCUUUACACCAAAGGAGGAAGAGAGGUUAGGUUAGGCUAGGACUCGCGUCACCCCUGGCCACAGUCCGUCCUUGUCUCUCUUUCACUUGGUUCCCCUACCUCUCUUUCUCUGGCAUACAGCGAAGAGGAACGCAGACACCAAGAGUCCAGACCGAUUACAUACAUACACACACACAUACACACACGCAGGACAAUUGGGGAAAGAGGAGGAAAACACAAAUGCCGAUCGCCCGUGGAAUUCUGGUCGCUGGAACUGCGGCUCAUUGCUGGUCUUCCGCCGCUGGCAUGCUUCGAUUCCUCGCUAGACUUUCAGGGAGGCGGCGGCACGUGCGGCGGAGCUGCGGGCCAGGUGGCGGAGCCCGUGCCGUUGAGGAAACGGGGGAGCAAGCGGGCGGCCACGUGGAAGGAGGGGGGGGGCCUGGCGAGGGCGGGAGGGGAUGCGAGGCGGAGGUAGGGAGCAGCAGCGUGGAGGUUAGUUGCUCACCGGUGGCGGAUGGCGAGGUGUGCUGCGCCGACAUCAACCGCCACCGUCGUCCUCGUCGCCUCCACCGCGCCACCGUGCACCACCUCCGCUGCACCACCCGUCGUCAGCAAGGGGAACGGCGAAAGGAUCGAGGACGAUGGCCGGGGGAACGAGCGGGUGGCGUGGACGACGAUGAGGCCGCGUGCAAGGCUGCCACCCCCCCUCGCAGAGAGAUCCAUCGCGUUCGGGGGAGCCGUUUGCACCACCACUACCACCACCACCACCACCGCCACCACAACCACCACCACAACCACCACCACAACCAUCACCACCGCAGCAACAACGGCCACAACCAUCGUCAACGCCGCCGCCGUCAGCACCACCAUCUCCGCCACCAUCGUAAUUGCCGCCAUCACCACCACUACUACCACCACCACCACAACCACCACCGCAACCACCACCAUCGUCGCCAUCCCCCCCGCCGCCCGCGGGACGACGACACACCCCCCCGCGGGAAACGGGACGAGGAGCGCAGGGAGCCCGCCCUCCUCGACGAAGCGGCGGAUGGUACCGACGGCAACAAACCUGCCACCGUCACUGCCAUGACGAGGGGAUGCAGGAUCCCGCCCUACCUCGCCACGCUGCUCAUCCUCUCUUACACCCUGUUCGGUAUAGCAGGUCAGUGGAAACUCACCUUUCUUUCUUUCUUUCUUUCUUUCUUAAUAAUUCGAGGCGGUGUGAUAAGUAAGAGAGGUGGAUUGGAAAUUUUUUGA